CCGGGAGAGGGCGGGCGUCGUCCGCCCGGAAAGCUGCAGACCCCGGCUCCCGCAAACGAACGCCGCGCCGAGCUUCGCUGUUCCACGCGGCUCCAGCGGGGAUGGAGGACUCGGUGGCCGUGGCUGCUUCUGAGGUGGCGGCGACCGAGGAGCGGCUCUAAGGAGGGGACAGCGGGAUUAGAGUUCUCCAGAACCCACGUCAUAUAGCCCCUGAGGUGGAAUGGUGAUGUCUCCAUGAGGGAACCUCCUCUCAGUCAUCCUGACCUGUACGUCUUGACUGGGCCGUUCAUCUAAGAUAGGAUUUACCCUGUGAAACAGGGAGAAGACUUAUGGACUCCAAGCGUCAUUUCAAGUUCUAGUUUUUUGUUGAAAGUACAGACAUACAUGCAAAGCUCUUGUGCUUUGGCCCCUCUGCUUUAUUAAGGCUGCUGUGUUGCUAGUUCAGAGCUGUUCCAACCUAUUGACCUAUCACCAUGGCUUCAGUUUGGAAGCGACUGCAGCGUGUGGGAAAACACGCAUCCAAGUUCCAGUUUGUGGCCUCCUACCAGGAGCUGAUGGUUGAAUGUACAAAGAAAUGGCAACCAGAUAAACUGGUGGUUGUUUGGACAAGAAGAAGCCGAAGGAAGUCUUCCAAGGCUCACAGCUGGCAACCUGGAAUAAAAAAUCCAUAUCGUGGUGUUGUUGUUUGGCCUGUUCCUGAAAACAUUGAAAUCACUGUGACGCUGUUUAAGGAUCCUCAUGCAGAAGAAUUUGAAGACAAAGAGUGGACAUUUGUCAUUGAGAAUGAAUCCCCUUCUGGUCGGAGGAAAGCUCUCGCCACCAGCAACAUUAAUAUGAAACAGUAUGCAAGCCCCAUGCCGACGCAAACUGAUGUCAAGUUGAAGUUCAAGCCACUGUCUAAGAAAGUCGUGUCUGCUACCCUCCAGUUCUCAUUGUCAUGCAUCUUUCUUCGGGAAGGAAAAGCAACGGAUGAAGAUAUGCAGAGCUUGGCUAGCUUAAUGAGUAUGAAGCAGGCUGACAUUGGCAAUUUAGAUGAUUUCGAAGAAGAUAAUGAGGAUGACGAUGAAAACCGAGUGAACCAAGAGGAGAAGGCCGCAAAAAUUACAGAAAUUGUAAACCAGUUGAAUGCUCUGAGCAGCUUAGAUGAAGAUCAAGACGACUGCAUAAAGCAAGCAAAUAUGCCCUCAGCUAAAUCAGCCAGUUCCUCUGAAGAACUUAUAAACACACUUAACUUUUUGGAUGAAGCACAAAAGGACUUGGCCACUGUGAAUACAAAUCCAUUUGAUGAACCUGAUGUAACAGAAUUAAAUCCAUUUGGAGAUCCUGACUCAGAAGGUGUACAGACUCCACAGUAUUUGAACCCAUUUGAUGAACCAGAAACUUUUGUAAUGAUAAAGGAUUCUCCGCCUCAGUCUACACGAAGAAAAAACCUCCGGCCCGUGGAUAUGAGCAAGUACCUCUAUGCUGAUAGUCCGAAGAACGAAGAGGAGCUGGAUGAAUCAAAUCCUUUUUAUGAGCCUAAGCCAACUUCUCCAAAUAAUUUGGUCAAUACAGUUCAAGAAGGGGAAACUGAGCGGAGAGUGAAAAGAAGGGCCCCGGCCCCACCGGCCCCACCAGCCCCGCCAGCCCUACCAGCCCUCGCACCCAAGACCGGAGUAAAUGAAAACACAGUUGUCUCUGUGGGGAAAGAUCUCUCUACUUCACCGAAGCCAAGCCCGAUACCAAGUCCUGUUCUGGGGCAAAAGCCAAAUGCUAGUCAGUCGUUGCUUGCAUGGUGCAAAGAAGUUACAAAAAACUACCGGGGCGUGAAAAUCACUAACUUUACCACAUCAUGGAGGAAUGGUUUAUCUUUUUGUGCAAUCUUACACCACUUUAGACCAGACUUAAUCGACUACAAAUCUCUGAACCCUCAAGAUAUUAAAGAAAACAACAAAAAGGCUUACGAUGGAUUUGCCAGCAUUGGAAUUUCCCGUUUACUGGAACCUUCUGAUAUGGUUUUAUUAGCAAUCCCCGACAAACUGACUGUUAUGACUUAUCUCUAUCAAAUAAGGGCACAUUUUAGCGGUCAAGAGCUAAAUGUGGUUCAGAUAGAAGAAAACAGCAGUAAGAGCACAUACAAAGUUGGAAAUUAUGAAACAGACACAAAUAGUUCUGUGGAUCAAGAAAAAUUCUAUGCUGAGCUCAGCGACCUGAAGCGGGAACCUGAACGGCAGCAGCCUACCAGUGGGGCCGUGGAUCUCCUGUCGCAGGACGACUCUGUGUUUGUAACUGACAGUGGAGUGGGAGAGUCGGAAAGUGAGCACCAGACUCCAGAUGACCACCUUAGUCCAAGCACAGCUUCCCCUUACUACCGCAGGACUAAAAGUGACACGGAGCCCCAAAAGUCCCAGCAGAGCUCCAGGAGGACUUCAGGGUCUGAUGACCCUGGGUUAAGUUCUAGUACUGAUUCAGCUCAAGCACUGGUUUCAUCAGGCAAGAAGAGACUACUGAAAGCUGAGAACUUAGAAUUAAGUGACUUAUAUGUCAGUGGCAAAAAGAAGGAUAUGUCUCCACCCUCACCUCAGGAGCAAAAGCUUCAGACUGUAAAUACCAGUAGUGAUGUGGAACAAGAGAAAAUAGAGAAUUCCAGCUCUUUAGAAUGCAGAUUGGAUGGUGAAUUGGCUAUCAAAAAGCCAAGUUUAUCCCCUCCUUCUAAACUUGGAUAUUCAUAUAACAGAGACACAGACUUUACAAAGAAACCAUGUGCUUCUCUAAGGCAGAUAGAGUCUGAUCCAGAUGCAGACAAGAGCACUUUAAAUCAUGCAGAACACUCCAGCAAAACAGUUCAGCACCGAAUGUUGUCCAGACAAGAGGAGCUGAAAGAAAGAGCGAGAGUUCUGCUUGAGCAAGCAAGAAGAGAUGCUGCUUCCAAGGCGGGGAGCAAGCACAGUGGCAGCGCAGCCCCUGCGCUCUGCAGCCGGCAGCUAAAUGAUCAGCAAGAUGAAGAGAGACGCCGGCAGCUGAGAGAGAGGGCUCGUCAGCUAAUAGCAGAAGCUCGAUGCGGAGUGAAGAUGUCAGAACUUCCCAGCUAUGGUGAAAUGGCUGCAGAAAAGUUGAAAGAAAGGUCAAAGGCAUCUGGAGAUGAAAAUGAUAAUAUUGAGAUAGAUACUAACGAGGACAUUCCUGGAGGCUUUGUUGUAGGAGGUGGAGAUGACCUAACUAAUGUAGAAAGUGACCUUGAUACUCCCGAGCAAAAUAGUAAGUUGGUGGACUUGAGGCUGAAGAAGCUCUUAGAAGCCCAGCCACAGGUGGCCAACUCCCUCUCCAGUGCUACACAGAAAGCUGUGACGGACACCUCAGAGCAAGGAGAAAAGAAUGGCGUGGAAGAUCUCCGGACUGAACGAUUACAAAAAGCAACAGAACGUUUCAGAAACCCUGUUGUGUUCAACAAGGAUUCUACAGUCAGAAAGACUCAGCUCCAGUCUUUCAGUCAGUAUGUUGAGAACAGACCAGAGAUGAAAAGACAGAGAUCAAUACAGGAAGAUACAAAGAGAGGAAAUGAGGAGAAGGCAGCGAUAACUGAAACUCAGAGGAAGCCAUCAGAAGAUGAAGUACUUAAUAAAGGGUUCAAAGACACCAGUCAGUAUGUUGUAGGGGAAUUGGCAGCACUGGAGAAUGAGCAGAAGCAAAUUGACACCCGUGCCGCGCUGGUGGAGAAGCGCCUCCGCUAUCUCAUGGACACAGGAAGGAACACGGAAGAAGAGGAGGCUAUGAUGCAGGAAUGGUUCAUGCUAGUUAAUAAGAAAAACGCCUUAAUAAGGAGGAUGAACCAGCUCUCCCUCCUGGAAAAAGAACAUGACUUAGAACGAAGGUAUGAGCUGCUGAACCGGGAGCUGCGGGCCAUGCUAGCCAUUGAAGACUGGCAGAAGACCGAGGCCCAGAAGCGACGGGAACAGCUCCUGCUGGAUGAACUAGUGGCCCUGGUGGACAAGCGAGACGCCCUUGUCAGGGACCUGGACGCCCAGGAGAAGCAAGCCGAAGAAGAAGAUGAGCAUCUGGAGCGAACUCUGGAGCAAAACAAAGGCAAGAUGGCCAAGAAGGAGGAGAAGUGCGCUCUGCAGUAGCCUUGGACCAGACCUCGCCCAGCUCCUCAGUCUUAGGUCCCCAGGCCAGAAACAGACUGGUUGAUUUAAAACUUUUUAACAUUUUGUUUAACUGGAUUGUACUUCUGGAACGCCCCCUCCCCACCAAUUUCCUCUUCUCCAGAUAAUACAGAGCUCCAGAUAGCUUUAAAGACUCUUUGUGAGUUAAUCAUGAAAUCAUUUUUGAAGUCCUGUGAAGUAGAUUUGCACAGACACCUUGUGAAUGAUUGGUAAUGAAGAUGCUGAAGAAACUGUCCAGAGGGGGUGGGGAGGCUCCCUGGUCACUUUCCCUUCUGCUUUGGAUGGGAUGAGAAUUUGAAAUAUGUUUGUUGUAGUAUCGUUGGUAAUAGCGAAAUGACAGUGGGUGGGGGGCAAAGGGGAAUAAGAAAUGUCAUGAAUGGUUUUCCAAUCCUGCCGUAUGUGUAACACUGUUACUUAAAUCUCAUAGUUAGAUCAUAUGCUGUGUAUUGACGAAGCUGUGUUCCAUUUGCCAGUGGGAUUUUCUGCAGUUGUUUGCAUUUCACAUAAAGAUAAUAAAGUUCCUCUCUGCUCUCCUCAGAGGAUGGCCCCUUAAGGUAGCGAGACAAACCUCCAGGUUUGAAAGGUGAACUGGGAGACCGGCUCUAAUUGAUGUGCAGCGGUUUACAAAGACAGUUCAUCAUCUAAUAAUGCGCCAUCUUUUACUCUGAAUAAUUAUUUAUUACAUCUUGCUUGGUUCCUACUUUUUGUUGGGGCUCAACAUUGGCUCAAGAAUGCUGUUAAUAUUUAUUCUGUAUUGAAAAAAGUCUGUCUUGGCACUACAAGUAAAUAUCCCAUUACCUCUUCUCUAGCAUAGUGCUGUGUGUUUUGUGAAAAUGGUUAUGUUUAUUUAUUACAAUACUGAGUCAUAUAUAAAUUUUCAAUAAAAGCAGAAACUUUCUUAC
This is a messenger RNA of Arvicanthis niloticus (Nile rat), 5044 nucleotides long. NCBI's taxonomy places the organism in Eukaryota, Metazoa, Chordata, Mammalia, Rodentia, Muridae. The record is from RefSeq and is a predicted model, not a curated record.